AUGACCUGGCCAGAGACCGAGGUCUUGGUGCACAUCUCGGCACCCAGCAAGGCAUCCGACGAUGUGAGAUAUCACUGCUUAGCCCAGGCGUAUCUGGACUUUGGCGCCGCCAGACGUCUUGAUAACAUCGUUGCUCCACAGCAUAAGCGUAUCAACGCUCCGGUGCAGGCUGUAAGCCUAGGAGAUACACCUGGCCUGCGAGACCAGUUUCGGCCUCGGACGUCCUAUGUCUCGCCGAAUGUUGUCAUACCAGACUCCCAGCCGGAUGCGUUGAAGAAGACACCCGCUUCAAGGAUUAGUCUAAACAACUCUUUCGGCAGCCUGCACGACACCUUCAUAUCUGACUCGCAAGAUGGCAGCAUACAUGGGAAAGACACAUCGCCUACAGAAGAGCAUAGUCCAGAUCUUAGCUUGAUACGAAAGGCACCAAACAAACGAAAAUCAAGCCUGUCUCGGUCGUUCACGCACCAGCUGACCUUUGCAAAACGCGUUGCAAAUGCGAGGCGAGGAGCCCCCGGGACACACUAUGCUUUCGAACCUCAGAAUGAGACACAGUCCUCAGGAUGGGAAGACAAUCCCUCGUCUGCUAUUGUCGACUUUAGCAGUGCGCUUGAGCUGACCUCCUCACUGACGGAAAAUAUACCCUCGUCGCUGCCAGAUGAAUUGGAGCGGAUACCGGCGACCUCUUCCCCGAUAGUGUAUGGCAGAGCACACAGAAGUGACGCGGACGAAACUGCUGCGAGUGCUGCCAAAGACACGUCUGCCCGGAAAAGCAUGCAGUCUGUGCUCUUGAUGUCAUCCUCGCAACCCGUCAGAGAAUCAUACCAUACAAGCCUGCGUAUUCUGCCGCCCGAGCCGGCGUUAUCUUGCGCCCACCUGGAUGUGGCGGCGCUUGUUACCGACGAGUUGGCUAAGCUUGCCCACGACCUGGACUUGGCCCGUCGCUACCGGCCGUCGGAGCCGGCUGUCCGCGUCCUUCGACCCUUUGAGCGCGGCUUCUGGAAGGUCAACACCUCGUCCUGGACGGCAAAAAGUCGGCACGAGACAUGGGAAUUUCUGGCAAAGUAUGUCGGACAAGGAAGCGCUGGAUGGGGUGUGUGGUGCUCGCGCGACGAGGAGCCGCACGCGUGGCUGCGCCUGCACUGCUUUGCUGCCGUUGCUGGCCACACAUAUCUCCUUCUGUAUGCGGCGAGCAAGCAAGUUCAGGACAUGGAGGUUGCCUGGCUGGACGCAUUAGGCACGCCGGUCAUUGUGGUGAGCCCGAAGAAACGGCGCCGCACAGCUUCUGGGAUCUAG
This is a messenger RNA of Grosmannia clavigera kw1407, 1296 nucleotides long. RefSeq lists its product as uncharacterized. The record is from RefSeq and is a predicted model, not a curated record. The transcript is spliced from 3 exons. Lineage: Eukaryota; Fungi; Ascomycota; Sordariomycetes; Ophiostomatales; Ophiostomataceae. Bases 1 to 1296 code for a protein of 431 amino acids.